This is a messenger RNA of Alternaria triticimaculans, 726 nucleotides long. RefSeq lists its product as uncharacterized. The coding region runs from base 1 to 726 and encodes 241 amino acids. The record is from RefSeq and is a predicted model, not a curated record. The transcript has 2 exons. NCBI's taxonomy places the organism in Eukaryota, Fungi, Ascomycota, Dothideomycetes, Pleosporales, Pleosporaceae.
AUGGCAAAAUCCAUCUUAGAUCCUUUGCCGUCUCAGUACACCCUUCUCGUCCGUGUAUUCGGCGGCGUAGACUCACUGCAAUUCAAAGAAAAGAUGGACGCUUCAAACAGGGAUCUACGAGCACCUGUCGAGAAAGUCUUCAUGAACGAGAACGCUGCCACUGCUGCUUUGGAGAGAGCCUGCAUACCCGAAAAAGUGAAGUCCUUCGUGACCUUCCAGUCUAAUCCUCGCGACAUGGAGUUGUGGGAGCAUUCGGCACAAAUUCGGGUGAUCAACCCUGAAUCCGGUGGUGUUGAGAAAGUGGAGGCAAACUUCCAAAGCUUGAUUCGAGACUUUGGCGCCUGCAUCGCUAUCCCACAGCUAUACGGUCGCGAUUUCCUCGAUCGAUAUCCACAGGCACUAGAGGAUCUGUGGAAGUUUGAUAACGAUCUCUUCCCCCUUUUAAUGAUUGGCCUGCCUCUGUGGGCUCCUUUGAAAGUGAUGAAAGAGGGUCUCGCUGCGCGGAUCCGUCUCAUCACUGAACUCGAGGCUUUGUAUCGCCGAAUCGACCAGUACCAGCAGGGAGAUCCUGUCGAUUUUGACGCUGAUAUGCGCGACGUUGGUGAAACAGCAUUGGGAAGGAACAACGUCUACAGGAGGGAAGCGAUCCCGAUAAGUUUGACCCUGGACGAUUUCUGGAGCUGGACCCGUCAUCUGGGAAGCUUACUGCUCGAUAUGGACGACUGA